CAUCUGUGCACAAUGAGUCCUUAUUUCCUCCGCUGGAUGAGAAUAUGUAUAUUGUCGCUUCUGGCCACUCAUCAGGCCCAUGCCCGUGUUCUGUCAAAGGACUGCGUUGUGGUAUAUCAGAGUAUGCUUAACGACCCAAUAGUGGACGACCGAGUUGAAUCCGCUAAAUGCAAGCCGUAUGAAUCAUACGGCUGUGUCGGUGACGGUCCGCAUUGCGGAGAAAACAAAUGCGGGGAGGGUCCAGAUCCGGCAGGUUUGGUGUGCAAUUUCACCUGCGUAAAAGGGUGCUGGUGUCAUGGAAACUUGUACCGCCGCGCAGGAGAUGGCUUAUGUGUCACCAUCAGCGAAUGUUGAAUGCUAGCCUAAGAUGAGACAGAUAUUUUAUUCCGUGUAAUAGGCAAUACUGAUGAAUUGCGGGCUUCACCAAACACUGUAUGAACGUGCUAACACUAGGCAGACCUGAAGCAUUGCAGCAAUAAAGACGU
Dermacentor silvarum is the source of this 485-nucleotide messenger RNA. RefSeq lists its product as uncharacterized. The record is from RefSeq and is a predicted model, not a curated record. The transcript has 4 exons. Lineage: Eukaryota; Metazoa; Arthropoda; Arachnida; Ixodida; Ixodidae. Bases 13 to 354 code for a protein of 113 amino acids.